AGGCUGGGGGUUCCGAGACUCAGACAAAAACAAACCAAAGAUAACUUAUGACAUCAGGUCACACGAACUUCAAUUCCUGGAUGGCGGUUCAGAGUUAAUCCCACGCCGGAUUUCUAAAAGGGGGACUGACUGACAGAAAGGCUCGAAUAACAACGGAACGAGGAAAUUGACGAGGGCUAACCACGUGCAAAACAAAGUUGUUCUUCGCUGAUAACCCUGCAACCUGAUGCGCCGCAGGUCAGUGCGCGCAAGUCCUGCAGAGAGUCUCUUUCCUCUCCACGGAGACCCCGCAUCCGAGCAAGCGAAAGAUGUCCAUUCUCCUCCUCACAGUGCUGUCCUCGCUGGUGGUGCGCCACGUCGAUGCGUGGGGCGCCAGCGUGAAGUACGCGGUGAACUGCCCGGACAGAUGCAGCGUGGAGCGCUGCGGCGGGACGCAGCGCUGCGCCCGGACGGUGCUGGAUGACUGCGGCUGUUGCCAGGUGUGCGCAGCCGGCAGAGGGGAGCACUGCUACCGCACCGUGUCGGGCAUGCACGGGGUGAAGUGCGGGCCGGGAUUAUUCUGCGAGUUCUACAAGGACGAGGACGAUUAUGGAGACGAAUACGGGAUAUGCAAAGACUGCCCAUACGGCACCUAUGGAGUUGAGUGUCGUAAAUCAUGCAACUGCAAAGGGGGAAUCUGCGACAGGGAGUCUGGAGCUUGUCUCACCCUCACCUUUUUCUCCAAAAUUGCUGGAAAGCUUAAAACUGGACCAAGACCAGGUGAGACAGGCUCAGGUGAAGUGAGUUCUGCGCACACCGACAGAUCCGCCGCUCCAAAGAGACUCUCCCCCCGCUGACAACACUUGAAAAAUGGAACAUUAACUUAUAAAUGAGCCGAAAAUUAUAUUUUAUUAUGUUAAAAAAGAUGAUUUUUACACCAUUUGAAAGUUUUGUUUUUAUUUCUUUAAUCAAUUUUCACAAAUCUAAUAUCGAUUUGAAUAUGUUUUUGUUGUUAAAUGACAGCUACACACCUUGAAUUUAUUUCUUCUCAAUCUUUUCUGUUUAAUGCAAACUGCUAAUGCAGAAAAUGUCAUGUAGCUCUAAUACAUCAGCUGAAUAAAAGCAAAGUUACCAACUGUUAA
This is a messenger RNA of Oryzias melastigma (Indian medaka), 1121 nucleotides long. RefSeq names its product endothelial cell-specific molecule 1 (gene esm1). The coding region runs from base 309 to 836 and encodes 175 amino acids. The transcript is spliced from 3 exons. The record is from RefSeq and is a predicted model, not a curated record. NCBI's taxonomy places the organism in Eukaryota, Metazoa, Chordata, Actinopteri, Beloniformes, Adrianichthyidae. Gene Ontology annotation, cellular component: extracellular region.